Messenger RNA from Fusarium redolens, 2302 nucleotides. Its product is annotated as cyclin-like protein. Bases 259 to 2178 code for a protein of 639 amino acids. Gene Ontology annotation, cellular component: cyclin-dependent protein kinase holoenzyme complex; cytoplasm; centrosome. The transcript has 4 exons. The record is from RefSeq and is a predicted model, not a curated record. Gene Ontology annotation, biological process: regulation of cyclin-dependent protein serine/threonine kinase activity; mitotic cell cycle phase transition. Gene Ontology annotation, molecular function: cyclin-dependent protein serine/threonine kinase regulator activity. NCBI's taxonomy places the organism in Eukaryota, Fungi, Ascomycota, Sordariomycetes, Hypocreales, Nectriaceae.
UUGCGCGCAGUAGUCGAUACCGAGAAUUCAAGGGAAGAGUCAAAAAGGCCUAGCACUGCAAGCCACCCGUCGCCUGUCAACUGCCAUCACAACUGUAACUGCUGCAUCUUAGAUGAUAAAUCAACGCGCCGACAUCAACCACCAAAACAUCCUUUCAGCAUCCGUACGCGAUCUUCACCACCAGCAUCCUAUUAAUCGCGUUUCUUCCACAUCCAACGACCUUUGUCGUUCACGCAAUCCUCAAUUUUGAAUGUCACUAUGGACGCCAGGCCUUUUCGACCGCGUGGCGCAGAAAACGCUCCCCAGCUUCAACAAUCAAACAAGUCUUCAGGAAAUCUGGCCAUGGCCAACACAAACACAGCAGCCGGUUUCCGUGGCCCAGCGAAGCGAGCCGCCUUCGGCGAUAUGACCAAUGUUAGCAAGCAGGCUGUAUAUACUCGCGAUGAAGGCAAAUCGAUGAAGAUUUACACAUCGAAUGGCGUGAACAACAGCCACGGCGGCGCGCCUCUGAACAAGGAGAACGCUGUCUAUAGCAAAGACUCCUUCUCUCGCCCCGCCCAAAGGUUACCCAACAUCUCGUCAACACGGACCGUCCUAGAAAAUAAGUCAUCUGACGCGAAUAAGAAGACAUCACGUAACAACGUUCAAGAAACUUACGCCAGGAAAGAUACCCACAAUGCAACCAAAGCUCCUGCUCCGUCAGCUCAGAAUGCCCCUGCUCUUCAGCCUCGUCACUACAAGAGCCAACCUCAUCUCAAAUCUCAGCAACAACAAGCUAGUCUGCGCCGCACCCAAAGCAAGCAGUUGGAAAAGAUAGUGCCAAAAGCGGAUGUUGAGCUGGGCUCUAAAUCCUCUAAUCCUGCUGUAAUGUCGCUGCAGGAGGCUGAUUAUCCCUACGACCAAGGUGCCUAUCUUGAUUCUAUGUAUCUUCCCAUCGAGACUGGUGUCGACCUGGAUAUGCUUCAGAAGGAGGAGUAUCCCGAGUCACACAUCAAGCUGCCUGAGAUAUCCGAGGAAGAACCCAUUGUUCCUAUCUCUUAUGACGCUUCUGUUCCUGCCAUGUCAGAGCCUGAAGAGUGCUGGGAGGAGGCUGAUGACGAAGACUUUGAUGAUCAGGAUCAAGCGUACACAACGGCGCACUCAGCUCGCUCUCGGGAUAUGACUGCUGGAGGCGCUACAGAAAUUGUUCCACUGCCUCGCGUGACAGCUCGCGUUCAGCGUGAACUUGAGGACGCACGUGAAGAGGUGGAGCGCACUCGCACACGAGACGAGGUUGAAGAAGAGCUCUGGGAUGUCAGCAUGGUUGCCGAGUAUGGUGACGAGAUUUUUGGGUAUAUGCGUGAGCUUGAGAUCAAGAUGCUUCCAAACGCGCAUUACAUGGAUAACCAAACCGAGAUUCAAUGGUCAAUGCGUUCAGUCCUGAUGGACUGGCUUGUACAGGUUCACAACCGAUUUGGUCUCUUGCCCGAGACACUUUUCCUGACAGUCAACUACAUCGACCGUUUCCUGUCCCAGAAGAUCGUCUCAAUUGGCAAGCUCCAGCUUGUAGGCGCCACCGCAAUCUUAGUAGCCUCUAAGUACGAGGAGAUUAACUGUCCUUCUUUGGGUGAGAUUGUUUACAUGGUUGACAAUGGGUACACUGCCGACGAGGUCCUGAAGGCCGAGCGUUUCAUGCUUAGUAUGCUGAGCUUCGAGCUGGGUUGGCCAGGGCCCAUGAGCUUCUUGCGACGCGUUAGCAAGGCUGACGACUACGAUCUCGAAACUCGAACUCUGGCCAAGUACUUCCUGGAAUUGACCAUCAUGGACGAGCGUUUCGUGGCAUCCCCCCCUAGCUUUCUGGCUGCGGGUGCACAUUGUCUUUCUCGACUCAUUCUCAAGAAGGGUGACUGGACUAAGCAGCAUGUCUUCUACUCGGGCUAUACCUGGAGUCAAUUGAAGAACUUGGUGACGAUGAUGAUUGAAUGUUGUGAUCGUCCGGACCAGCACCACGCCGCCGUCUUUGAAAAGUAUACGGACCGCCGGUACAAGGGAGCGUCUUUGUUGGUGCAGGAAGCUCUCGAUACUGGCUUCACUCUCCCUCACCAGCUAUCUCCUGUUCGCCAAGAGCUUCAAGGAUAUCGCGAAAGUAGUGCUGAGCUGUCGAUCGCGCAGCCCCAACUCAUUCCUAUUGAAGGUUAAGAAGCCAUCAUCACCCGGUUGACUUAUGCUUGUGACUGGUUGUUUCUGGUACAUGGCGCCUGUCAACCUCUCGCCAUUUCUUCCCUUAUGCAGCUUGGUGCUGAGCAUUGCGGCCUGCCACACC